Molecule: messenger RNA, 1011 nt
Organism: Dendronephthya gigantea
Lineage: Eukaryota; Metazoa; Cnidaria; Anthozoa; Malacalcyonacea; Nephtheidae
Exons: 2
Coding region: 1-1011 (336 amino acids)
Source: RefSeq, a predicted model, not a curated record
AUGAAUACCGAAACAAUUGAAAGGUUUUAUGAAUAUAUUUGCCAGUGUUGUGACAGUCUAAUUAGUGAGAGUCCAGAUACAUCAAUAACUGUUACUGGGGAUUUCAAUCCAGAAAGUAAUGGGUUUCAGGAACGUGUCCUUAAAAACCAUUGUAAGUUAAAACAAGUAGUUAAAACGCCAACCAGAGGGAAUGCAAUUCUGGACUUGAUCCUGACCAAUGCCCAUUUGUUCUAUGAAAGACCAAUAUCAUUGGCACCGAUUGGCUUUUCAGAUCAUUGUGCUAUUAUAUGGAAAUCUAAAGAACAAACCCAAAGCAAAAAUGAGGUGAAAAAGAUCACAGUGAGACCCAUCAAAGAAGCAAGGUUGUUUACGUUUGAAGAAUGUAUCGGACAAGAGACGUGGUCAGCGGUUUAUGAUGCUCCAUGUAUUGACACCAAGGUACAAGAAUCCUACGCUACUGAAUGGAUUUACGAGGAUGUCCAUGAUAAGAUCAGUGGUAGUCAAUUUGGAGGUUUGCCUGGAACGUCGACAAUACAUGCGUUGAUUUACUUGUUACACAAAUGGUAUAAAGCAAUGGAUAGCCCAGGAAAGAUUGUUCGUAUCAUGUUUCUUGACUUCCGGAAGGCAUAUGAUCUGAUUGAUCAUAACUUGUUGUUAGAUAAUUUCAUUAAAAUUGGCGUUCGUCCGGCCAUGGUUGGCUGGUUUGCAUCAUACCUAACUAAUAGAUCACAAGUAACGUCCUUCCAAGGAGAGCAGUCCGACCGUAAAAGAGUCAAGGGUGGUGUCCCACAGGGAAGCAAGUUGGGUCCAAUCGCUUUUAUAAUUAAAAUAAACCAACUACCAGCGUCUAUUGCAUCUAAUGAUCAGGAUCAAACACGGAAUGCCGUAGAAGAGCAGGAUGCAGCGAUGUUUAUGGACGACACCACAAUAUCGGAAGUAAUCAAUGUGAUUGAUCAUUUAGAUGAUCAAACAAUCGGUAAUACCCGGGAAAAUGUAGAUAAAGUGGUAUAA